AUGACCGAAGAAGCCACUGUUAAACCUGUUCCCGACUUCUUCGAUGGGGCUCGGCCGGAAAGCAUCGACAAGGCCGUGAGAGAUGAUCUGAGCCAGCUGAUCACUCCCACAAAGCACGCCAGUGUUCCCGUAGCGCCCAACUUCUUUCUGGAGGUCAAGGGCCCCGGUGGAAGCUUCGGUGUUGCUUUGCGACAAGCCUUGCAUGACGGAGCCGUCGGCGCGCGAGCGAUGCACGCCCUGCAGAACUACGGCAAAGACGAGGUCGAAUUUGACGGACAUGCCUACAGCUACAGCUCGAUCUACCAAGCGGGCUCAGGCUUGCUCCAACUGUACGGGCAUCACAUCACGGCACCGACCGCGCCCGGGGGGCCUCCCUAUUACCACAUGACGCUGUUCGAAAGCUUGAGUAUGAUUGGGAGCCGUGAGCAUUUUGUGAAAGGCGCAGCGGCGUUUAGGAAUGCUAGGGACCUUGCACAGAAACUCCGCAACUGGCUCAUUCAGGCGGCCAAUACAAGAGCGCGACAGCUCAGGCUAGAGGAGCAGCAAUAUGCAGAGUCUGCGCGUGACGAAGUUGCCAGCUCUGCUACGAGCUUCUCAUCUAGAUCCAGCCCUAACACACAGAGUGAGAGCGGAGUUGGGCGAGAAAGAACAGCCUCCCAUAGCCUGGGCCAGAAUCAUGGCUCGAUCAAGAGGCGGGCACGUUAG
Messenger RNA from Grosmannia clavigera kw1407, 705 nucleotides. RefSeq lists its product as uncharacterized. Bases 1 to 705 code for a protein of 234 amino acids. The record is from RefSeq and is a predicted model, not a curated record. NCBI's taxonomy places the organism in Eukaryota, Fungi, Ascomycota, Sordariomycetes, Ophiostomatales, Ophiostomataceae. The transcript has a single exon.